Messenger RNA from Photinus pyralis (common eastern firefly), 1433 nucleotides. RefSeq lists its product as uncharacterized. Gene Ontology annotation, molecular function: nucleic acid binding. The transcript is spliced from 2 exons. The record is from RefSeq and is a predicted model, not a curated record. The coding region runs from base 269 to 1345 and encodes 358 amino acids. NCBI's taxonomy places the organism in Eukaryota, Metazoa, Arthropoda, Insecta, Coleoptera, Lampyridae.
GUACAAUUCUAGUGUUUUUUACGUGAUUGAAUUGGCGAUGAUAUAUUUUUAGUUAUUUUACUACUUCAUAUUAGUCACCAGUGCCGUCGUUAUUUCGUUAAUUUGUUGUUGUUUUUAAUUUACUUUUGCAAACUGUAUUAUCAACGUUCUUAAAAACAGUUCUUUUCAGAGCUACGCUGUAAAUUCAAGAGUUUGUUGAAGUAAGUAAUUAAGUAACGGUUAAAUCACACUAAUUUGCAUUUGUAGGUUAAAAAAACCCUUCUUGAGGAUGCCCUUCACACAAGAACAAGAUGCCUUUAUUUUGAAGGCUCAUUUUCGAAGUGCUGUACGUAAUGAGGAUGGAACAUGGUCAUAUUCGUUCCGGUCCUGUCGAGAGCAAUUUAUGGAAGAGUAUCCCGAUGUUAUUAUUUCUUAUAAAGCAUUUGCCAAUCAUAAGACACGAAUUGUGGACCGAUUUGAAAACAAGAAUUGCAUUUGUAAAGAAAAACAUACCGGUCGUCCAUUACUACGAAACGAUGAAGUGGUCCAAGAUGUCAGACAACGAAUGGAGGCGAGUCCCAAAAAGUCAAUCCGUCAGUUAAGUGCCCAAGCUGGAGUGUCUUAUUCAACAUGCCAACGAAUUUUACAUAAAGAUCUACGUAUGCACCCGUACCGGGUUUCUGUUUUGCAACAACUCCAUGGUCUUGAUUAUGAGAAUCGACGUAAUUAUUGUGAUUGGUUUACUAACAAUUUAAAUAACAACGACGUUUUAAAUGUAACUUUUAUGACUGAUGAAGCAUGGUUUCAUCUAUCUGGAUAUAUUAAUAGCCAAAAUUACCGAACGUGGGCAACCGAAAAUCCUUAUAAUUUUGAAGAGACUAGUUUACAUCCUUUAAAAGUUGGAAUAUGGGUCGGAAUGUCUAGAAGACGUAUCAUAGGUCCCAUUUUUUUCAACGAUACUAUUACGGCAGAAAGAUAUCGCACACAAAUAUUGGAUACCUUUUUAAAUCAACUUCACGACGACGAAAUAAGGGAAGGAUAUUUUCAACAGGAUGGAGCUACAGCACAUACUGCACGGGCUACACUCCAGUACUUGGAACAAUUUUAUGACAAUCGUUUAAUUAGCAAAGGAUUAUGGCCUCCUCGUUCUCCUGAUCUAACUCCGUUAGAUUUUUUCCUAUUUCCCACAUUAAAAAACAACGUUUUUCGAAACCGUCUCCAUACUCUUGAUGAACUACGAGCAGCAAUUAUUGAGGAACUAGAAAGAAUUUCACCUGAAACUCUGGAGAAAGUGUUUGACAAUAUGAAGCGUAGAGUGGAAUUGUGCCGUGAACACAAUGGUGGACAUUUUGAGCAAUUUUUAUAGUUCAUUUAAUACAAUUUUAAUAUCGUGACUGUGCUUAGUGCAAAUGUAAAAUUUGUUGUAAAAAGGGAGACUUAUUUGUAAAUUAAAA